Exophiala mesophila is the source of this 10036-nucleotide messenger RNA. RefSeq lists its product as uncharacterized. Bases 169 to 9897 code for a protein of 3242 amino acids. Gene Ontology annotation, biological process: fermentation. Lineage: Eukaryota; Fungi; Ascomycota; Eurotiomycetes; Chaetothyriales; Herpotrichiellaceae. Gene Ontology annotation, cellular component: membrane. The record is from RefSeq and is a predicted model, not a curated record. The transcript has 2 exons.
CCGCAGACGACAUCUUCCUCGUCCAGUCUUCAGAUGCCCACGCAUGCUGUCCCUAUAGCCAGUUCUCUCACGACAUAUACUGCCGUACGUCUAUGCUGAUGGCUUCGCAUCCUCAUAGUACACCAAUAUGAGUGACACAUCUCCACGUCGCUCAUCCCCAUUGCGACCAUGCCCAACGGGAGCGACCUCGUUGGACAGCCCAUCUCCGGCAACACCACCUUCAAUUGGACCUGGUUCGUCGAAAUAGUGACAUGCUCCUGCUUGACACUCUUCUUUCUCUUCUAUUUCAAUCGUGUGUUUGCAACUUUGGUCUCGUACGGCCUAAGAGCAUACACCUGGCACAAGUAUCGAGUAUGGAUCGACAUUCAAGCCCUACAGAUCUCUCUCCUGGCCGGGAGGAUUUUUUUCAAGGGUGUUCGCUAUCAUGCCGAGAAUGAAACCGUCCUCAUUCAGAACGGCUACGUUACCUGGCGCUACUGGCAGCGCUCCGCCCGCCAGGUUGACCUUGCCACGCCUCAAACCUGCAAUCAAUACCCGAGAACAGAAAAAUCAUCCAAAGAUACAGAUGGCCCAGAGGGUACCGAGACAAGUUCAUCCGACGAGGAACUUGGGAAACCAUCCAGGUCACAAUCCCAGUCUGCGGAAGCACGCAUCGCAAUAUACGUCGGGGGUUUGGAAUGGUUUGUCUACAAUCGUACUCCAGUCUAUGAAUCGAUUCUCAACCUAGCGUCUGGUUCAAAUACAAAAGAAUAUCAAGAUGAGCAAUGUACCCAUUCGAUUCACCACAAGAUACGGCAUCGAACUGCCACCACACGUCCACAGUCUAAUGAUACGGUCACCCCUACUACUUCCUCCGCCUCCGACCCCCAGCAGCUAGGUCCAGGGGAGCUUCCAGUGCCUAUCUCGCGCCUCGAAACAAACACUUCUAUAGAUUCGGGCACUGAUGACCCCCAAUCAACCUCGGUUCCCGGUUUUUACUCCAUGAUUCUAAGGGCAUUGCCUAUUUCCCUUCAAUGCGCAAAAGGCGCUGUCACACUAGGCAACGAGAAUACAAGGGCUCUCGUCGUCACAACCUUUGAGUCUGCUUCAGGCCACAUAGAUGCUGGCGCCGCAGGUCCCUCCGACAUAUUCCGCCAAGUUUUUGACUUUGAUAUCGAGCGUCCGCGGGUUGAGAUGCGGCCAAAUCCUGACUACCGAAGCUCUCAGGCCUCUGCUGCAGAGAAAGCCAUUUCAGCUGCCGAAUCACUAAGGCGUCGAAGACGACCAUGGUGGUAUAUUGACAUUGGGCUUGGCCUCCGUCUUCGUCGUGUUGGUCAUAGCCUCAAGCACCUUGUUCCUGGAGUGCGAAGUUCGCGUGGCUCUCUUCGAACAUCGGGAUCACCGGAGAGGAAGCCGAGGGCACCUUUUAUGUAUGAAGGUUUUCAGGACGAAAAUCAGUCCUGGCACGGCCUCGGGCGCUAUCUGGACGAAGAUGAGAGAGACGACCAUGAGGGCUGGUCUCAUGUUGACUAUGCUCGCUAUUCACAGAUCCUCGACAGCCCCGCAGUUCACUUAAAUUUUUAUUGGGAUACACCCGGUGAGGUCACCGCAGAUUGUCUCCAACAAGAUUCUUCUGCAGGUGAUGUAGAUGCCCACGGCUAUAUACCUCCAGCUUAUGGUCUGGAUCUCACAGUCAAGGGAGGGGUCGUUAACUAUGGCCCUUGGGCCGACAGACUUCGUUUAGAGAUUCAAAAUGUUUUUCUGCCGAAUCCGUUCCGUUCUGUCACGCCUGCCGCACCACCCUCAGUUGGACAGCCACGUCAAAGUACGGUGAUGAACAUUCGGGUCGAUCUGGAAGAUGAAGUUAGCCUCCGGGUUCCCACCAAAGAACGAUCUAAAGAUUGGCUGUGGAGAGGAAGAGCACAUGCUGUCAGAGAGGCCGCUGCUGGUCGAAAACAACGUGAGAAGAAGCACUUUCGCUUCCGCAAAGCUGCAAAAGCUACACUUGGGCCCGAUGUCAGACCAUUCGGCUGGUUGACUGUCUCUGCCGGAAAGGACUCCACAGUCAGUUACGACAUGGACCUUGUACCCAGAAGUCAAGGGUAUGUCAAUCUUUUGCGUCUUGACCUGAAGGACACAAAAGCAUCCUCAAGUGUCAACCAUGCUCUACUCUGGAGGUGCAUCUCCCAAAAGGUGUCCUGCGAUCUUUCAAAUCCGCUUGUAUGGAACAGCCCACAUACCUGGAUUUUUGACAUCGAAAACAUGAGUAUGGAGAUGUUCCUCCUCAGAGACCACAUGUUCUUGUUGACAGAUUUGAUCAGCGACUUUACCGCCGGGCAAAAACCUGACUACAUGACAUUCGUACCGUUUGUUUACAAGAUCAAUCUCACCUUCCCGAAUUUGAAACUGUAUCUGAAUGCCAACGACUACAACAUCAUUGACAACCCCUGCGAUACUGAUGAGAAUGCUUUCUUGAUUCUUGGCUUUGAACAGCUGAUCGGGAAUGUUGACAUACCCUUGUAUCAUUUUGCGCCUCGUCAGAGCAGCGUCAAAUUCUCAGCCAGUGGUCACAAUGCAUAUCUGGAUUUGAUGACACCAUUGUGGAAUACUCUCAAUACCUUGGCCGAUAACAAAACGAUGGCGACCUUGAAAGAGCUCUCAUUAGAAGGCUCUUACAAUUACUACAUCAAUGUCAGCCCGCAUCUAACCGAUUCUCUUUUCAUGACAAUCACUGGCUAUUCCCCUGAGUUCUUUUUGCAUGGCUACCUUAUCCGCUACUUCAUGAAUGCCAAAGAGAACUAUUUCGGUGACAAUCUGCAUUUCAGAACUCUGGAAGAAUACCAAGAUCUACUCCUCGGACAUGAUGAUCAGUUGGCACGUCAAGGGUUGAAGAAGGAGAACGAUCUUGAUGUCAUUCUGACUGUCCGUGCAGACAAGUCCAACGUGCUUCUGCCUGCAAAUAUCUACACGCGGCGAGAAUGCAUCCGUGUUGAUGUGUUGCUGGUAGAAGCCGACAUGCGUUUCACUAAUUAUUAUAUGGAUUUACAGGUGAAUUCGAGCCCUCUAGAGGCAUCCGUGCAAACCCUAUCUGGCACGUUGAAAACACAGCCACCGCAAAUCACCAAUUGCCAACUUUUCGUCAACAGUGCAGGGAUAUUUGGCCAUCGCAUGUUUGGCGCUCCUCCCACAGAACCAACAUAUGUGUGUAAUUGGGAUAUCGAUGUCGGAGAAAUCACAGGAGAGUGUUCUACUCUAUUUCUUCAAACCCUCAUCAAUUCUAUUGGGGCAUUCGCCUACACUCUCGAUGACGACGAGAAUGCGUUGCCCGAGUUUCAAAAGUCAACACUCCAUGAUGUAACCUUCCUUAGGGUGAACAUGGCUGCACUACGUCUUUGGCUCACAACCUCAGGAACGGCGUUUCUUUUAGAGCUAUCAGAGAGUGACCUCUCUUUUGGCGACUUGACAGGCACAGAUUUCGCAAAGACAUUGAGGGCGCAUGUGCCCCAAAUCCUCGUCGCAGCAGUCGAUCGCAUUAGCGCAACCCGAAACCACAGCAGGCCUUCAAGUUCUGUCAGAACAUUUGCACGGCUCGAGACCUCUCUGACAAUAGGCUCAUUAGACAAAACAUCUAACCUCUCAGAGACUCGGGCAUUACAACAGCAACAUGUUCGAUAUCACGACCAGCGAACCCAUCGUGCCCAGUGGUUGUUGGAGACCCAGAAUCGGUAUCCACCAGAUCAUAAGCCGCGUGAUUGGGCACGCGAACCACCAGCAAUGCCAGCGCCUAUGAUGCCAGAACCGGUCUCCGUAUCAUACAGCGAGCUCACACAGGGGAGAUCACUUCUGCAAGGUCGUCAUGUAGCCAAACGGAAAAGUUCGUUUCUUGCAUCAAAGUCAUCAUUACACGGGGAAAGUUCCAGUCUACUGAACCAGCAUUCUGCCAGCCUCGGCCAGCCAAAUGCUAGAACGAGAAGCCGCUCAGCACGAACUAACCUCUCUGUUGCAUCGGGCUCCAGGGAGCCUUCUGAGAAGCUCGGCGAAAGUGGUCAUACGGAUCACAGUCAUGGCGCUUUCCAGACUCAUGUGGCACAGCCCAAGACGGUAGCAUUCUCGAGCCCAUGGACUGCGCCCCACUUCACACUUCACAACGUUCAACCAGACGCCUCAAGAGUGCCGACUGCAUUUGACUCAAGCUCCCGCAAUCCAGCCAGGUUACAACUUCAGAAAAGCGAUGUAAAUGACCCACACAUUCCUGAAAUUGACAACAAUCCCCAUAGCGGGGUUCUUUGCUUGAUAAAAGAUGGCCUGGUGGGAUUCUGCACUCCCGAACUAUUCACGUCAGUAGGAGAUCUGAUUCGUGAACUGAAUCAUGAUCAACCUGUUGACCAGCUUGACAAGAUUCAGAUGAGUGUAAUGAAGAAGCUUCUGGACGCCUUUCGGCAUGAGGGCCUCGGUCAAAUAACAGAUCUUGCGGUACAGUUGCCCUUUGCUCAUAUCCGCCUCAUCAACAGCACAAGGGACGAUCUUGGACCUCCUUCUCCUGGUGACUUGUAUGAUAUGAAGCUGUCUGGAGCCCAGAUUAUGCUUCGCUCUCAGCGAUUAAAAAUUGAGGGAUUGCAAAAGGACGGACUGGAGCCGCAUCGACUUGCCUAUGGAUCAAUCGAGGCCGUAUCUCUGACUGCCAAAGGCGAUCACGAUGACGCUUCCAAGCCAUCUGCCCAAGCAGAGAUGUCCUUGGCCAAUAUCGGCUUUUGGUUCUGGAUGAGGGAAGAAAUACGAUCGAAACUCCAACUCAGCAACCUAGACGUCGUCCUCUGGGCGGAACGAUUAGCGAACAUGGCAGGGCUCAUACAAAGGAGUCUUACCAUGGCGGAAAAAAUCACAGAUACUUUUUCGGACCUUGAUCAUAGCUUCAAGCCCAAACAUGUCAUCUACCAUCUCACGCAGGCUGGAUCUUCCGUCCCUGAUCCCAUAUUCCUUACGAGGCCAUCGUACGUGCUGCGCAGCGCUGACAAGCAUGUUCGACUCACGGAUUCAUGGAAGAUCAUAUCUCGUUUGCGUCAUAUUUUCAGUGUGCUGGAAAGGGAACACGGGCCUGAGCACCUUGGAGAGUGUAAUUGCAGCACCAUGGAUCUGGAAGGCCAGGCGAAAAGAGAUAUUCUGUCUCUUUUUGAACAAUGGCGAGGCUGGGAUUUUGCAAGAGACAAAGUGCCAAUUGUGAAUGCAUUUCUUGAAGAUCUCGCGGAACCCGCGCCUCACGCGCGUAUGAUGCGACUUGCAGCCUCUGCAGAAGUUAUAAUUGGGAAGUUGAGUGUUGUCCUGGAUCCUGGCCCACGACAGAGCGAUCUGGCUCUCCUGGGACUAGACCUGAAUGUCGCAUUAAAUCCUGCAAACGGCGGCAACGGCAAUUUAGUACCCGAACCGACCCAGAAUGUCAAAAUUCAGGCAUAUUUGGCCGACACAGCUCUUCACUUGAACUGGGCUCUCAUCGAUCUUGCACGCCAAGUCAUAGAGCUUGGAAACCCACUUUCGAGCACGAAGUCAGAGGCCGUCGACAAGGCCAAGGAAACUCUUGCAAGGAGGACGAGAAGAAGUUUCACCGUCGUUGUGGGCACUGAUACUGCAUCUAUUGAUCUCUCAUCUGCGAAUCUCAAACUGAGAUGGGCCGCAGAAAACUACCGAAGUGCCACAUCCUUCGAUGCAGGAGAUUCUGGGCCGAACAUAGCGUCUUUCACGGUGACAGCCAACACAGCGCUUGCCAAAGUCAAAAGCCAUUCACGGACUUUGCUUAUGUGGGGGCUUCGUUCACCGAAGAUGUACGGCUCAGUUUCUCCUCCACCUGCAACCCCUGGAAGAACAAUUGUGAGAUUGUGCGCUGCGUCGAACAGGUUCCGUUUUGAAAUGAGGGAACACCUCGUUGGGUUGUUAGAAGUCGUCGAUGCUGUGGUCAAUGAUGAACUCAAGAGCGUUCUCGCGCUUGUCAAACGACUUCCAAGCAAGAGCAAUGUCACAAGAACACAGAUUGAUCAAACAGAACAGGAGAGGCCCAACCUUGAUCUGGAUCUUCACGUUGCAAUGUUUAUGGACGAUUAUCGGUUGAGAUUUACGGUUGUCCCGUCCUUGCAGUAUUCGAUAGCAGGCCACGUCGCGCGAACUUCCGUCCUUCCAGGACCAGAAGGGGGGCUCAAAAUUAACUUUGACAUCAAGCAGCAUGAGCAUUCAUUCGAAGUGCCCCGCGGGAUCUCUAAAAACAGCCUGUCCAUUCUAAAUAUGCCGCCAAUCAACGGAAUGGUUUCUUUGCAGCAAAUGGCCAAGGUUGUUUCCCUCAAGGCACGAGUUACGAUCGAGCAUAUAAAUCUUGAGACUGCUGGAGUUCGGGCAUGCUUCGAUGCUCUUAAUCAACCAGGAGUAAUACAACUCUUGCCAGAUGCGAAGUCCGCGAUUGAGCGCCUACAGUCUGGAAUAGAAGAUGCUCUAGGACCUAGGUCCAACACGAGUAGUCCAGCUCAGAGCCAGCCUAGCCUUUUGCUUCGAUAUUCUCUGCAUGGAACACUUGCCGGAGUGAACAUACACAUGAGUGCCCCUCGUGCCCAAGGGGAAUAUUCAGCGCCGACAGAACUAGAGGCCAGGCUUGAGAGCACUACACUCUUCAUACAUAACGAGGCGCUCGAAGCAGAGUCAAUCUUUGAGCAACCACAAUUCACACUAGAUUCCAAAGGCAUCGGUCUGAGCGCUUAUCGAACCAGCGAACAUAACAAAAUCAAUGUGGGAAAGUGUGUGGUGGGCCUCAAAGCCUCCAGCAAGACAGAGACGCAUUCCAAGACUGGGAAUGUACAAGUGUUCCGGGUCUGGAGUGAUAGUAUCUCUGCAGAACUGUUUGAAGAGACAUCCGCUGCCGCAGUCGACGUCAUUGUAUACGUCCAAGAUCGUAUCAAAUCUAUCAAGCUUGCAGAUGAAUCGAACAACAUCACCAGGUUGCGAAGAAUGACCACUGCGGGUAUCACGGAUCGUUUAAAGCCGAGAGACCUUCGUGAGGAUAUCCUUGAAAGAGUUUCGACGAAUGAUUCUACGUCGUCAACGCUCUACCACGCAACUUACGCGCUCGAUCUCGAAAACAUCAUAAUUCGAUGGAACUUGACGAAGCACACGGUCCUAUCACCGACACGAGAGCCAGAGGACUUGGUCUUUUCGGUCCGCAAAGUUGACCUUCAGACGAGACAGGAAGGCACCGCUAGACUUUCAAUCUUGGACACUCAGCUACAAAUUGUGCCCCAGUCUCAAUCAGACCAACCUACACAAAGAACCGCGAAUUCAGCCCUUCUACCCGAAGUGGUGUUUGGCUCUGCGUAUCUUUCGACGAAGAAAGAUCGUCGAUUUGCCUUUCAAGCCAAGGGCAAGGCUUUGGAUCUACGCCUUGCUUCCGACAGCGUGAUUCCCGCUCAUGCUCUCCAAAAAUCAAUUGCCAAAGCGAGUGCAGAGCUACGAAAAGCCGCUUCAGUUGAUAUGGCUGCAACCUCGCAGCGAGAAACUUUGUGCACCAAGCCUGAACGUAAUGACUUUCUGAGUGGGAAGCGUCUGGCUUCGCUCUUGGUGGAUGCGGAUUUCGCUGGGGCAGUGGUCAAUAUCAGCCCUCGCCUUGAAGCACAACAGCAGACAUCCGUGUUCGGGUUCUUCAAGGGUAAAAAGCGCUCACGAGCUGGUCGAUAUGGACAAGCAGUGCAGGGCGACGGGGUAGCCUCAGCGGUCCUUCAAUCGCCUGGCGUCGCUUUGAAAAUUGAGUACGAAGAUGAUGGCCGGGAGGAUCCAUCGCUCAGCACAGAGGUCAAGGUUGCGGCUUCGUCGAAUACAUUAUAUCCUACUGUGGUGCCCAUCAUCUUGGAGAUAUCGUCGAGCAUCAGAGAGAUACUGGGUGAUGACGAGGACAAUGACAAUGCAUCGCUACCUCAGAUGCCGUCGAGCACUUAUCUUACGGACUCGGCAAUAACCAACAGUACGCCAACGGCGAUUCUUGGUAGGUGCAAGUUGAAUGCGGGUCUAUACAUCCAACGACAGGAAUUCAGCUUGAGCUGUCAGCCCAUAGCUCGCGUGGCUGCAACUACGAGGUUCGCAGACAUAUUUGUGACGGUCAAUACUGUGUCAGGCCCUGAUCAAGAGCGGUUCUUCGCCAUCUUGACUACAUUCAACAAGCUCCAAGCAUCUGUUCAGCACGUAUACUCACGCGAGUCAACGGCAAGCUUCGAGGUUGAGACGAUUGUCCUCUCAUUGAUGAACAGUAAACAUGUCAGUUCUACCACAGGCAUCUGUGCUAUCCUCAAUGUCAGCCCAAUGAGAACAGACAUCAAUGCCAAACAGUUGCAAGACUUUCUCUUGUUCCGAGAGAUCUGGUACCCCGCAGAGCUUCGUCGUACCACGAAAAGCGCAGCUCCGUUAGCCACAACUCAAGACCAACACGCAUAUGCAAUGCAGCGUUACCAGGAGCUUUCUGCUCAGGGCUCUCUACCGUGGCAUGCGAUUAUAUCCAUGCAAGAAAUCAAACUUCAGGUGGAUCUGGGACAAGGCCUGGGAACGUCGGCUUUCACCAUCUCUAAACUCUGGGCGUCGUCGAAGAAAAACAACGAUUCGGAGCAGAAUCUCUGUAUUGGCUUCGAAAGAGUUGGCAUUGACAGCAGUGGCAGAAUGAGCGGGUUCGUUGAGCUUGAAAAUAUGAAGGCACGAACGUCCAUAAGAUGGCCUGCAGACGGGGAGCCAAACAAGCGUGCCCCGUUGAUCCAAGCAUCUAUUGCUUUUGAUCACCUGCGCGUCAAGGCGGCGUUUGACUACCAACCUUUUGCGAUUGCCGACAUUUCGUCAUUUGAGUUUCUCAUGUACAAUGUCAGGUGCAACAAUCCGACAGGCAACGACCGGCUGGUUGCAAUUCUGGACGGGGGCAAAGUUCAGGCGUUUUGCACAACUGCGGCGGCGGGGCAAACCCUUGCGCUUGUGCAGGCCUUUGAGAGGUUGAUCCAGGAAAAGCAAGAGGCCUACGAGACGUCGCUACAUGACCUGGACAAGUUCUUGCGUCGCAAAUCCGUGUUUCCCUCGAGCAAUUGGGUGGCACCAUCUCGGCAGACAGCAAAGGUUGAUAAAGCAACAUCUAAAGGAACAUUUUCUCUGCACACAGACGUGGUGGUGAUGAUCAGAGUGCUCGAUGUGGGGGCAUUCCCCAACACUUUCUUCGACAAUCAAAUCCUCAAGGUUGAGGCCACCGAAGUACAAGCGCGGUUUGCCGUGGUGACACAUUCUCAGAAGAUUCACACGCGGCUAGGUAUGAGCCUAGGACAGGUUAGAGUGGCUCUAUCUAACGUCAAUCGUAUAACGACCAAGGCUUUGAGUGAAGUGUCCGUACCUGAUGUCAUUGAACGAGCAACGACGUCUCGAGGGGGUACAAUUGUCAAGGUGCCUCGGCUGGUGUCUUCCAUGGAGACGUGGCAAUCGCCGGACUCGAACGUGAUUGAACACAACUUCCGCAGCACAUUCGAGGGCAAGGUGGACGUUGGAUGGAAUUUUUCACGCAUCAACUUCAUUCGUGGGAUGUGGCAAUCGCACUCUCGGGCACUAGCACAACGACUCGGCAAGCCACUGCCACCAUCCGCUGUCAAGAUCACGACAGAGUCGCAAGGGGGAGAGAACGGGGGCCAGGAAAAGAUCACGGCGGUGGUGAAUGUGCCACAGUCGAAAUUUACCUACGUUGCCUUGACGCCUCCCGUGAUUGACACGCCUCAGCUGCGCGACAUGGGCGAGGCAACACCACCGUUGGAAUGGAUAGGAUUACAUCGAGACAAGUUGCCGGAAGCAACACACUCGAUUGGGAUUGUAGCCUUGCUAGAGGUGGCCAAGGAGGUGGAGGAUGCAUAUGCUCGUAUCCUUGGAGCUAGCUGAUGAAAUGUCUGCAUAGCGAUGGCGAUGGCGGCGUUGUUGUAUGAUUCUUGUUGUUUCACAAUGUGUCUAUCUUAUUAGUAAUCCAUGGUCAUAGUCAAGAUCAGACAAUGGCAAUUAUAGUCUGGAGCAUUCCAAUAAC